Molecule: messenger RNA, 452 nt
Organism: Sinocyclocheilus rhinocerous
Lineage: Eukaryota; Metazoa; Chordata; Actinopteri; Cypriniformes; Cyprinidae
Product: pleckstrin homology-like domain family A member 2
Exons: 1
Biological process (GO): positive regulation of apoptotic process
Molecular function (GO): phosphatidylinositol phosphate binding
Source: RefSeq, a predicted model, not a curated record
CGCCCACGCGCUCCGGCAACAGUUGUCAUGACGUCACGAGGGACGGGCGCACGCGGUCUUCAAAACCGGAGCCGGUCUCCGCCGCAUUUCACUCGCGUCGGCCUGGAUUUUACGCACGCAUGAAGAAGCACAGCGUCGGUCGGCGGCUUCAGCGGAGAUUAUACGCAGCUCUGGGACAUUCGUACUCCUGUCCCCUCGUUCACAACCCGAGCAUUACCAAAAGCGCCGCCAUAAUGACGGGCUCCGAGAUCUCCCACGUCCUGAAGGAAGGCGAGCUGGAGAAGAGGAGCGACAACCUCCUCCAGCUCUGGAAGAGGAAGACCUGCAUCCUCACCACGGACAGCCUGAACAUCUACGCGGACAACCAGAAGAAGAACAAGAGCAAAGAGCUCAAGCUGCAGUCCAUUAAGAAGGUGGACUGUGUGGAGCGCACUGGGAAGUUCGUGUACUUC